This is a messenger RNA of Paramecium octaurelia, 1144 nucleotides long. The record is from the annotation of a GenBank genome assembly. Lineage: Eukaryota; Ciliophora; Oligohymenophorea; Peniculida; Parameciidae.
AUGGGAUGUUUAUUGAGUGUAUUUACUCGCUAAUAGCUUGAUAAAAGAAGAAUUGCAUUGCUUUAAAAGUUGUUCUUAUUAUUAUAAUAAAAGCGCUGAUGAAGUUGAAGAUAUUAGAGAGAAAAUUACUAGUUAUAGUAUAUAAAAUUAGUACAUUAAUUAAGAAAGAGUUAUAGAUGAAAAACCUCAUAAAGAUUUUACAAAAGUAAUGAAUAAUAUAGAAAUUAAAGAUAAAAUGUUUGACUAAAAAUGAUGAAUCUAAGAUAUUUUUAUCAUAAAAUAAAUCUGAUUAGGAAUACUAUAUUUUGAAAUCCAUCAAUAAAUAAUAUCUCGAGUACUCAGGAAUGCAACAAUAAAUCCAAAAUGAAAUAAAAGUUGGUAAGGAAUGCAAAGGAAAAUUUAUCUAAAAAUUCCAUCAACAUUUUAUCACCAAUAAAAAGUGUUAUAUAAUUUUAGAAAAUGUACAAGGAGGUAAUUUAAAAUCUCUGAUGAAGAGAAAAUAAAUGAGCGUUGCUGAAAUUAGAUUUUACAUAGCAGAAAUAUUGAUGGCACUUUAGCAUCUUCAUAAAAAUAAUGUCAUAUAUAGAAAUUUGACUCCCGAGAAUGUUUUGAUCGAUAAUCAAGGUCAUAUUAAACUAUCUGAUUUUUCCUUAUGCCAUUUCGGUACUGAAUGUAAUUUACUCACUGGGAAUAUUUAUUACCAAGCACCAGAAGUUAGUAAACUAUAAUAUCAAAAUUACUUAUCUGAUUAUUGGAGUUUAGGAGCGAUUAUGUAUGAAAUGUUUUUUGGUUACCCUCCUUUUUUCCAUCCUAACAUAAAUAAGUAUAAGAAGAACAAGAGAGAAUAAAUUAUCACUAUUCCAAACUCAAUUUCAGAGUCAGCCCAAUUAUUACUUAAGCAAUUAUUAAACAAUGAUGUAUUUCAUACUUAUUAUUACAGAUUUAACAAAGAAUAAUCAAUGACUCAACUUAAAAAGUAUAAUAUCAUCCAUUUUUCGAUGGAUUGGAUUGGUAGUUAAUCAAAAAAAGAUUAGAGUAAAGUCCAUUCAUUCCUGAUCUAAGGACAAAAUCAGAUAUUCAUUAUUAUUUGGAAGAAUAAUAAAUAAAUGAGAAUAACAUGUAACAAUAAAUUAACUGAAAUAAA